AUGGACAAUAAGGAGUUCUGGUCUUCCUCCUACCUGCAAUUGGAGUCCUGUGAGCCACGUCGGGAGAUGGGUGAAUGGUGUGAAUGGGGUGAAUGGGGGGCGUGUGAAUUCGCCACUUGUACGCGAACUCGAAGACGCGUUUGCGAUUGCCCUUCUCCUGCUGAUUGGAAGACUGGUGCUUGUGCUGCUGUCCUUCCACAAGAUGACAUUCGAAUCGGUCGAUGCAUAAUACCUUUCUUCUUCAAAGGAAGGUACUAUGGCGAUUGUGAGAAAAUCGGUUCGGCUACAACGCCUCAGUGUUUGGCUAAUCUCAGUAACAGACGUGUAACCGCAAAGUGUAAGCCUGAAAUCAAGUCAAUGGAGGAGCGAGACGUUGGUCCUUGUGAUGACUGGCGCUUAGCCCAAGGGUGGUCGCAGACAGGAAUACCGUCACGUACUAGGACGAUAAUUGAUGCGCGUUCAGAUGUGGGCAAACAGUGCUACAACCCGAAAUUAUUCUACGUUCAGACAAGCACUCUUGAACCCUGUCCCGAGAAGUACUACUUUUCGGCAUCAGGUCAACGCAAUGUCUACUCCAAUCUGAACAACUUGGCAUUCAGCCCGGAGAACUGCAAAUUCGCCUGUGCCAUCGAUCCCAAAUGCAUAGCAGUGGAGUUCUCAGAGGGUUUCUUCUGCAAUCUACUCACCACCUUUGCAAACGAUAAGUUGACACGUCAAGUGGGCACCACAACGUUCACCAAGCCAAGGACUUGUGUCAAAAAGCAGCGCAAUGUCGACCCCAUCAACUACCCCUAUGCACUGGCACUGGAGGACCUCUACGCCGGUGUGGUCUAG
Messenger RNA from Hydatigera taeniaeformis, 834 nucleotides. The record is from the annotation of a GenBank genome assembly. NCBI's taxonomy places the organism in Eukaryota, Metazoa, Platyhelminthes, Cestoda, Cyclophyllidea, Taeniidae.